Molecule: messenger RNA, 4239 nt
Organism: Pseudozyma hubeiensis SY62
Lineage: Eukaryota; Fungi; Basidiomycota; Ustilaginomycetes; Ustilaginales; Ustilaginaceae
Exons: 1
Coding region: 1-4239 (1412 amino acids)
Biological process (GO): nuclear division
Cellular component (GO): nucleus; cytoplasm
Molecular function (GO): mRNA binding
Source: RefSeq, a predicted model, not a curated record
AUGGAUCUCUACUCGACCUCGUUCACCAUUCCGCGCUCGAUCGGCGUUAGCAGUUUCGUCUCGGAUGCUGCAACAAAUCCAAAUGGCAACAUAGCCGCAGCCUCGUCCUCGAGCUUCAGUCUCGAGGCGGCCCGCCCUGGCUCGCACGUAGGCGCUCGUCCCACGCCGCCCUCAGCGCCGACUGCUGCCGAGCCGCCGGCCUCGUCACUGCCUGGUCGCUUUACCUCCAUGCGCUCUCGAUUCCCGCCUAGCGUCAAGGCUUUCAUGCCCAGCGCCUUCGGCGGCAAGCGCACCAGCGACAGGAUCGUCGAAAGCGUCGGCGCAGAAAAGGAAGAAGCAGAUGCUUCGACCGGUCCCUCUGCACAGCCUGCCAAUUCAGAAACCGAGCAGCCGGCGCCACUGGCACCCAUCGGCGAGAGAGGCAACGCUCGCCCUUCAAAGCUCGGCAAUCCGAGCGUCAGUAACACUGACGAUAUCGUCGGCAAUCAACAUCGAGACAGCAGAUCCACCGUCGGCACCCGCUCAAGCUUUGACGUUUCGUCGGCAGCAUCCUUCACGGCAGACAGUACCGCAGCAAGCAGCGCUAUAGGCGUCAAUCCGUCCAGCACCACCCACUCGGCUUCCAACUCGAUCUCGCUCAACCAUGCGCAGCAAGAACGCGGCAUGUCGCACUCGCAGAGCAGCAAGGACCUCCAAGAAGCUAUCCAAAAGCUCAGCUCGGAUGUAAUGGCCAACCAUCAAUGUCUCGUCUCCUUCGCUCCCGUGCCGCAGAACGACGAUUCUCGCGUACCCGCGACCCCGCUCUCGCAUCCUUUUCCUCGUCAGAGCUCCUUCUCAUCAUUGCAAAGCCUCGAUCAACUGCCUUUCCCCAACCCCACCGGCUCAGGUUAUCCGUACCAGCAGUAUCAUCCGCAGCCUAUCGGCACCCCAGACUCGCAUUCGUCUGCCUUCUUCCCUGGGCGCGCCGGUGGAGAAGCGCUGGGAGCCGGAUUCCCUGGGCUCAACGCAAGCUCACUCUCACUCUCCUCGCUCAAUCCGCCCCAGUCGGGGAGCCACGUGGCCCAAGAAGUGGGUCUCUCAUCUGCCCAUCCGCUUCGAUCGCCCAAUACCAACUCACUUGGCGCUCCACGAUCCAGCCUGAGCGGCGUGCCCAAGCCGCCACAGUACAACUUCCAUCUCAGCGGUAGCUACCAACAGGUCAUGAAUGCCCGAGGCUCCAUUCUGCGCGAGAAUCCUUUCAAGUCGACCUCUACCGUCAAAGUAGCUCGUGCCGACGUAUUUGAUGUUGCGCCCGGCUCGUCGCCGCCUGGGAAAGAGGGCAUCAAGGAAGAUGUCCGUCGCAAGUUCGACGAGGUACAAUCUAUGACCGGCGCUACCAUUACGCUCAGGAACAGCGAGAUCCGCAGCGCUGAUCUUGGUUACGGCCUCGAGACCGAGCGCAUCGUGGAGGUGCUCGUCUCGGGAUCUUUCGAGAGUGUCGAGUUGGCCCGUGUCAAGGUCCUGGUCAUCCUGGACGAGAUCGCCGGGCUGAAAUCCGAGACCUGCGAGAUCGAUCCCAAGCUGCACAGUAUCAUCGGCGGGCGAAAGCGCUGCGUGGUGCAAAAGAUCGAGGAGGAGACGGGCACCAGCAUCUAUUUGCCAAGCUCGUUCCUCGGCACAUUCGGCUCGGGUCUCGCCAGCCGCAGCGAUGGCAAGGGAGUCGCGGCCCAUCAGAACCAGAUCCACAUCACGGGCGAAUUCUUUGGUGUGCAGCGCGCUCGUGACAUGCUGUUCCAGGUGUCCAUGCAUAAGAGCAAGGGCAUCAUCUCACGAGAUGCCGCUAUCCUGCCUCGCAAGCUCGAUUGGAUGCUCACCGAGCGUCUCGAGGAGCUGAGGUCCAUCAUGAUUGACAACGGCACCUUCGUCGCUUUCCCAUUGCUCGGCAGCCAAGCCAGCGUCAUCUCGGUCUUUGGCGACCACCGCGUCAACAUUGAACGUACCAUCAGAUCCAUCAUGCAGCUUGCCUGCCAGUUCUACGUCGCAUCGCUCUGGCUGCUGCCCGUUGGCUUCGACGUCUACAUGCCUUCGCCGCAGGCCAACCUCAAUCCGACGCAAGUGGCGCCGGUGCUCAAGCACGUCGCCAACGCAUCGGGCGCCGAGGUGGUCUUCAAGAGCAACUGCUUCGAAAUUCACGGUCUCGAGUCCGAGGUGCGCACCGCCGUAUCGGCGCUUCUCGAGAUGGACCUGAUCAAGAGCUUCAACUUUGAAGUGCGCUUCCAGAUCGAGCUUGCCAACGAGCAUCGCGAAUUCAUCUCUGGCAAGAAGAACGGCAAGGUCAACAAGGUCAUGAAGCAGUGCGGCGUCCGCAUCAAGUUCGAGACGUUCAACGACUACAACUUCUUGAUCGAUGUCUCGGGCAACGACCGUAACGGCGUUCUGCAGGGCCUUGGGCUCCUGCAAGAGGAGCUGCCCGCCGAGAUGUCGUUCCACGUACCGGAGGCGUACCACAAACGCAUCAUUGGCGUCGGCGGCAAGAACAUCCAGCGCAUCAUGAAGAAGUUUGGCGUCUACGUCAAGUUCAGCAACGCUGAGGAGUUCGCAGCGCUGGGUGGCUACCUCGACAACGAAGACAACGUCAUUGCUCGAACGCCUGCCAAAAAUGCUGCCAAUCUCGAGAACCUAAAGCUCUCGGUCAUGGAGCUGGUCAAUCCUAAGGACAAGGACUACAUCAGCGAGACGGUCACCAUCUCUCGCCGAUAUCAUAGAACCCUGCUGGGCGAAAAGGCCAUCUUCAUCCACGAUAUCGAGAGCAAGACCAGCUCAAGCGUGCGCUUCCCUGCCAGAGAGUCGGCCUCGGACUUGGUCACCAUCUUUGGUCCCGAGUCGCAAAUCCACAUUGCCGCCCAGAUGCUGCUGGAUCAUGUCCCCUUCGAGGCGGAGUUCCGCGCUCCCAACUCUACCGAGCUGGCUGACGCUAUCCAGACAGACGAGUUCACCGCGCUCGCCGAGCAGCUGAAGCGCGAUCUCAGUAUCGCUGUGUCGCCGGUCAUCGAGCAGCGACGCCCCGGAGGUGAGGCUGUCUUCAAGCUGCAACUCAAUCGGAGCAACACCGACUUCCUGCCCACGGCAAAGGACGCCAUCGAGGAUUUCCUCAUCAACCGCAACGCCAACAUCUACGCUGCACCGUCUCGAGCGCGCUCCGACUCAUUCGCUUCGGCUUUCCCGCACUUUGCCAACAAACUGAUCUCCACCGCCGCAGCCGCCGAGUCGAACGAGUCGUUCCACACCACCACUGCUACCGCAGCCGCAGCCGCCGCAGCUGCUGAACAAGCGCGCGUCAACGAGCGUCGAUUGCGAGUCGCCGCCUCGACACCGGACAUCAAAGCGCUUUUCGACUCACCGGCGCAACAUUUGCAUGGCGGUCCAGGCUUCCCGUCGAGCAAUGGCGGAAGUGCUUCUACAGCUGCCAACUCGCCCAUGAUCACGUCCUCACUUUACGCAUCGCCAUACAGCAACGGUCCUGGCUUUGGUAGCGACGUCUGGGGUGCUCCGACACGCGCCUUCACCGCCAGCUCCGCUAGCAGUGCUACGCCGAGCCUGAUGGGGCUGCCACCUCCUUCCGUCGGCGCACCGGCUCUUCCAAGCCCAGCCGGACCUGGCCCCAUCGGGUCCGGAGGUGUACCGCAGCCUGGAGGUAUCCAAUUCCCGUCACAGCCGAACCUGCAUCAUCAGCAGAGCGCACAUCGACUCUCGGACGAGAUGCACAUGAAUCGUGGACUGGAUGGUAUGUCGAUGGAAGACCGUGUCAAGGCGCUCCGAAAGCCGCGGUCGUUCGCUCAUCGAGCUCAGAGCCUCGACAUUGGAGCCAUGGCAGCACAGCAAGCUUCGCAGCACGCCAGCGGAAGCAUGAGUGUCGGUCCACCCACGCCGUACGGCCUUGGUCCCAUCGGUACCGGCGCGCCCGGCAUGCCUGGCUUCCCCGGUCUGGGAAGCUCGCAGACCAGUUUCAGCGGCGGCGCGCCUCAUCAUCUCUACCAGCCCCCCACCCCGCAGCAGCACGCCCAGCAGGCGCAGCAGCAGCACCAAUACCAGCAACAGCAACAGCAGCAGCAAGGCUAUGGCGUGCCUCACCAGCACAUGCACGCGUCGUCGGCUAGCAUCUCGCGACUUGCACCCGGUCGCCAUGGUCAAAAUCCGGAUGCUUCCACGAUGGACGAGGUGAGCCGCGUGCUUGCUCAGCUCGCUUUUGAUCGGAACUGA